Messenger RNA from Clupea harengus (Atlantic herring), 1563 nucleotides. It is a transcript of the gene bcl7bb, whose product is annotated as BAF chromatin remodeling complex subunit BCL7B b. The record is from RefSeq and is a predicted model, not a curated record. Lineage: Eukaryota; Metazoa; Chordata; Actinopteri; Clupeiformes; Clupeidae.
UGAAAGACGGAUAUACAAUGGCAAUUGUAUGGCAAUACAUUGAAUUAACAUGCAAUUGCCUAAUGCAAACGGUGGGCACUGGACAGGAACUUCUUGUAUUUUUAUAUUUUAUAUAGUUAUAUUUUAAUGCCAGUCACACAAGAGACCGUUCCAAAAUAAUGUGGUUCCUGGUUAAGGAUUUAACAAAGGCAACACAGAACGCAAAAAAAAAAAUGCUUCCUCCUCCCUACUUCAUGUAAAACACGUAAACGACUUCAUUAGAGCCCCUUGAAGAAACGCAGAGCAAAUACCGAUAGAGAGACAGAGAGAGAGAGAGAUGUGAAGCCUCGCGAGACUGUGAAGAGAACUGCAAGACUCGGAGGGAAAAGUAAGAAAAAAAGGGCUUCUGACGAAAUAUCAACCAUCAAAAAUGUCUGGACGGUCUGUGCGAGCCGAGACGCGGAGUCGCGCAAAAGAUGACAUUAAAAAGGUGAUGGCGGCUAUCGAGAGAGUCCGGAGAUGGGAGAAGAAAUGGGUGACUGUUGGAGAUACUUCACUGAAAAUAUUUAAAUGGGUCCCUGUAUCCGAGACCAAGCAGAUAUUCAAGAGUAAAAGCCGCCCUGGGGCGCUGAAAGAAUUAAAAGGGUUCCGAACUGAUGUCGUUCUGGAAAACGCACGCUCUGUCCUUCUUGACUUCCAAGAUGACAACAGCAACCUGAGUUUUUCGUCAGAUGCCUACCAGCCCAGUGCCAAAGUGGACAGCAGCACAAACUCCAGUCCCCAGCAUGCCAGUGGAGCAGUGAGCCCCUCGCAGCCCUCUUUCUUCAGGACAGAGGACUCACAACCCCCCACACUUGGGCAGGAAACUAUGGAGGAGCCAACAUUACCAAGUUGUGAGGUGACUGAUGAGCCCCCGACCCUGAUCAAGGAGGACCUGCAGCCCCUCUCCACUUUAGAGGAGGAAGAGGCGUCCGCUAUUCCACCACAGAAGAGAACAUCCACAGAGCAAAACUCAGCGCUGAGCUAGCCCACAAUGCUUUGCAGUCAGGCGACCACUUCUCAACUCCAGCCAACACACACACACACACACACCCACAAUACAUGGACACCCUUUUGGUACUUUACAAAGCUUCAAAAUGAUCUGCUUCUUCAUUGUCUACUGUUUGUGGUGAAGAAUGAUGGUGGACCCAGCAGUUUUACAAAACUGCCUUUUGCUUUUAAAAAAAAAAAAAUUAUAUCACCUCCCAUGGAAAACUAGUGUGCGUCAUGAAAGUCACUUGUUAUAAAUAGCAGCACCUCAUCACAUUCACAGGUGUGUGGGGGUUGACACCAGCACAUAAAUCUUUCAGAUGUCAUGUUUUGAACUCUGCAAAAUGUUUAAAGUUUGUAUGUAUAUAAAUACUCCAGUUAAUGAGAAGAGUAAUACUCAUGUUGAGUGGCUUGCAAGUAUGGCUUGGUAAACAUUAUUUAAUCUCCGCUGAAGCGCCUUGCAUAUUGUCCUGCAUUUAACUGUAUUCAUUGACUGAUAAUUCUUUCUAUCACACACACACACACACACACACACACACACACACACACACACAC